Molecule: messenger RNA, 742 nt
Organism: Mollisia scopiformis
Lineage: Eukaryota; Fungi; Ascomycota; Leotiomycetes; Helotiales; Mollisiaceae
Product: mitochondrial ribosomal protein-like protein subunit L31
Exons: 3
Coding region: 208-540 (110 amino acids)
Cellular component (GO): mitochondrial large ribosomal subunit
Molecular function (GO): structural constituent of ribosome
Source: RefSeq, a predicted model, not a curated record
UUCCAAACUCAUAUUCGAACAGAGGAUUGUCUUUCGUGCCAAUGAUGGCAAAAUAGUAGGACAUUUUAUCUGUCCCCUCCGAGUUGUUUUCUGGAAGCAUGAAGCUCAUGGUGAACUAGAGUUGAGGCGGCCGCUAGCGUUCUUGGAGUGUAUAAUUCUUGAGAUCUUCCAAUGUUUGAUUCCUUUUCGAAGUAGAGCAUCAACACAAUGUUUGGAGCUUUCAGACCAACGAAUUCUCUGGGAGGAGGUCUUCUCUGGAAGAUUCCCUGGCGACUGUCGAAAUUCCAGAAAGCACGACAAAGGAAACGGUUACGUGCAGUUGAUACAGUGGUAGCAGUGGUGGACCAGGCGUUGGCUAAGAAGAGUAUCACGACGAAGGCUGUGGAGAGAUGGAAGGAGGAGAUGCCGAUUGAGCAGGAGAUGGUGCCGAAGGACAAAUACACGAUUUUCGAUCGCAAGGAGAAGAAGUAUAGGAAGGGAAUCCACAAACUGCCAAAGUGGACGAGGGUAUCUCAACGAGUCAAUCCCCCUGGAUACUGAUAAAGGGAUGGAAAAUGGAUGUAUCAUAUUGAAGCAUAUUAUGGCGUUUGGAAGGAUGUACAUCAGAGGACGAAGUCAAUGGUAUAUUGUACGGAUAUUACUCGAUUCAUGAAUUGGCGUAUGCGCAAAUAAGGCAUGCCACUCUAGGCAAAUCGCUCUCCCAAACUUUUCCCAGAACACCGUCAACGCCGGUAGAGACGAU